This is a messenger RNA of Linderina pennispora, 4029 nucleotides long. Its product is annotated as patatin-domain-containing protein. The transcript is spliced from 6 exons. Gene Ontology annotation, molecular function: phosphatidylcholine lysophospholipase A1 activity. Lineage: Eukaryota; Fungi; Kickxellomycota; Kickxellomycetes; Kickxellales; Kickxellaceae. Gene Ontology annotation, cellular component: endoplasmic reticulum. The record is from RefSeq and is a predicted model, not a curated record. Gene Ontology annotation, biological process: lipid metabolic process. Bases 1 to 4029 code for a protein of 1342 amino acids.
AUGUUCUGCACCAUUCUUGCGCUGGCCCUGGGUCUCAGCGGUUUGUAUUACUUCCGAUACUACUAUGCAGCGCCGCCUAAGACGCAGUUACAUGGCCACGAAGAUCACAAAUCGGCGACCGAGAGCGGCUUUGAUUUGCACCCGGACGUGUCUCGCAGUAGCAGGGGUAUCGGGUUCCCUACCGACUUCCUAAACAUGUUCAUGAAGAGCAUCAGCAUUUUCGGCUACAUCGAGGAGCCAGUGUUCCACGAGUUCUCGCGGCAGCUGCAGACGCGUCGGCUGCUGGCAGGCGAGCGCAUGUUUGAUAAUGACGGCGACCGCGACGACCAGAAUUUCUAUGUCGUUAUCGACGGCCAGGUGCAGAUUUACUUGGUUGACCAGGCCGAUGGACAGGAGGCUCAUGCGGGUGAAGUAGACGGCGAACCAGCAGGGUCGGCCAUUCUGCUCAACGAGAUUGGGCCGGGCGAUGUGCUGUCGAGUCUAUUUUCGAUUCUGUCGCUGUUCACCGAGGGCGUUCCGCUACGCCAGCACGUGCACGACGAUUUGCCCGCUGGCAAUCAUGCGGACAGUCGUGGUGGCGACCAGGUGUCCGCUGUAGAUACGAGCGGGGUGCUGCGCAGCAUCCACCUGCAGGACACAGCACGGCCGAACGUGAUUGCAAGAGCCACCACCGACACUACCCUGGCCAUGAUUCCUGCCAACGCCUUCCAGCGAGUGACGCGUCUGUACCCAAAGGCUGCUGCACACAUUCUGCAGGUUAUCCUGACCAGGCUGCAGCGGGUGACGUUUGCCACCCUGUACGACUACUUGGAUGUGCCGCACGAGCUGGUAGCCGUCGAGCGCAACAUUGGCGAGCUGGCGAAAUACUCGAUAGACGCUGGCAAGGCACUGCAGGCUAUCAAGGGCAUUUAUGGCAGCAGUUCAGCCGAGCAGACUAGCAGGGCUACUGCGCAGAGCCCUUUACUCAAUGCCUCACGUGCUGGCACAGGCAACGACCUGCCCAGCUACUCUCAUCGCUUCGGAGCUACCGCCGGGCUGCAGGCGUCGUGGAAGAUCAGCCAUGCUAUGCUUAGUGCACUGGCCAAGCAGGUCACGCAGAAGCCGCCUAUGGAGAAUGAGCCCGAGGCUAGCCUGGAACUGCCAGAGGCAGCUAAGAUUACGCGCAAGAACAGCACCCAGGACCACAGUCCCCGCCACCGCCGGGCAGGCAGCGACUCUAUUCCCCUGGGCGGCGUGCCAAGCGGUGAGAGCAUUGAGCAGCUGCGCAAAGAUGCGCUGCAUAUGCUGUGUCUGAGCAUCGGCCUGAAUCCCGACACGGCCGAUGGCCGGUAUCCGCAAGCCAACACUGAAAGGCAGGCAUUGACACCUACUGGGACAAUGUCACCGGUGGCCCACUCGAGCACACCGACAAGCCGUCGCAGCAGCACCCACCGCAAACUGCCGCGGACCGAACAUUUCCUCCCUCUUCUGCAGUCGAUCAACCUGCCUGCAUCCCAGCAGCGUGCAGCCUCUGGCACGCCGCCACUGCCGCUAUCGGAGAUUCCAUCGCUGGCCAACGAGCUCGAGCUGUACUGCGUGCCCGACAAUUUUGCUCUGGUUGAGCAAGGCGAGCGGCCCGCUGGUCUGUUUAUUGUCCUGGACGGAACGGUCGAGGUGACGCCGCGCAGGUCUGCCGCGGGGUUUGCGCGGCAACCGGGAUAUGGAGCGCAGGGAGCACCCCAAGGCACAGAGCAGCGGGGCCUGCCGCAGGAAAAUGCAACCAAAACGUACAGGCUGGGUGCCGGCGAUCUGGUCGGGUAUCUUCCAGCACUUACGGAUAUGGCAUCGUUCUGCACUGCACGUGCGCGCGGCAGAGUUAUCGUUGGCAUGGUGUCGCGAUGGGCCUUGGAUCGAAUCUGUGAGCGCUAUCCGAUCAUCUUGAUGACGCUUGCACGUCGCAUCACGUCGCAGCUGCCGCCGGUAGUGCUCAACAUCGACUACGCUCUGGAAUGGGCGCACGUGCGUGCUGGUGAGAUGGUCUAUAGGCGCGGUGAGAUGAGCGAUGCAGUCUACCUGGUGAUAACUGGCCGUCUGCGGGCCUUUGUUGAGAAAGACAACGGCAGCAUCAGUAUCCUGGCGGAGUACGGCCAGGGCCAGUCGAUUGGUGAACCCGGGCUGCUACUCAAUGAGCCAUGCUCUUCGAACCUGCAUGCGAUCCGCGAUACGGAACUAGUGCGUAUUCCGACUGCGCUGUUCAAGGCGCUGAUGCGCACUGCCCCCAGCCUGACCUUCCACCUGAGCCGUGCCCUGGCUGUGCGUACAGCGCAGUCGCUGCAGAGCCACCAGCUGAUGGAGCAGCAGCGUUCCCGACUGGCCGACGCUAUGGGAUCGCAUGGCGGCGAGGGUGGCAUGCGCAGCCACAACAAGAACCUGAAGAGCAUUGGCAUUAUCCCUGUCAGCAACGACGUGCCUGUGCAUGUCUUUGCACAGCAGCUUGAGCACGCGCUGCGCAGUGUGGCCGGCAGCGUUGCACUGCUAGACCAUACUGCUGUGAGCCGUGUGCUGGGCCGCCAUGCGUUUGGGCGCAUGGCCAGGCUGAAGACCAUGAGCUGGAUCGCCGAGCUCGAGCAGCGCUGCCGGCUCCUUUUGCAUGUGGCUGAUGGCGGCAUCAGCUCGCCGUGGACUCGGCACUGUGUGCGCCAUGCUGACUUCAUUCUGCUGGUAGGUGUUGGCGACGGUGACAGCAGUGUAGGCGAUUAUGAGCGCCUUUUGCUGUCACUGAAGACCACAGCGCGCAAGGAGCUGGUGCUUCUGCACGAGACACGCAGCUGCCCCACUGGCAGCACACGCGAGUGGCUCCGACUCCGGCCCUGGGUGCAUGCCCACCACCAUGUGCAGAUGCCGCUGGGUGUGCUGGACAUGGAGGGCGAUAUGGAGGUGACACGUCGGCAUAUCCGCAUCCUCAAGUCGCGCAUCGAGCACUAUUACAACGCCCUGAAGCACAGCGACCCGUAUGCACGCAAGACACUGCAUGGCCCGCGCUCAGAUUUUGCACGUCUGGCGCGCUACCUGUGCGGGAAAUCAGUCGGCGUGGUCAUGAGCGGUGGCGGCGCGCGAGGAAUGGCUCUGCUGGGUGUUCUGCAGGCAUUCGAAGAAUCCGGGAUUCCGGUGGACAUGGUUGGUGGCACUAGCAUUGGCGCGUUUGUCUCGGGUCUGUAUGCACAGAGCCCCGACACUGUGUCGAUUCAUGGGCCAGCAAAGGCAUUUGCACGCCGCAUGAGCUCGACCUGGCGCUUCCUCCUGGACGUCACCUACCCGAUUCUGGCGUACACGUCGGGCCGCGAGUUCAACCGUGCCAUCUGGAAGGUGUUCCGUGAUGCCGAGAUCGAGGAUCUGUGGCUGCCUUUCUACUGCAUCACUGCCAACAUCACUAGAUCGCGGCCGGAGGUGCAUAUUGCUGGGCUUUUAUGGCGGGUUGUGCGUGCCAGCAUGUCCCUUAGCGGGUUCCUGCCUCCCCUGUGUGACGCCAACGGCGAUCUGCUAGUCGACGGCGGGUACCUUGAUAACCUGCCUGUGCGCGCCAUGCAGAGCGAGCUCGGUGCCGACAUGAUCUUCGCUAUUGAUAUUGCUGGCGAGAACGACUCGAGCCCUGUCAGGUACGGUGAGUCGGUGUCAGGACUCGGUGUUCUGCUGAACCACCUGAACCCAUUCCGCAAGUACUGGAUCCCAACUCUGUCCGAGGUGCAGACGCGCUUGACAUACUCGUCGUCCGACAAGGAGCUGGAAAGCGCCAAGGCAAAUUCCGGAUGCGUGUACUUGCGUGUGCCGCCCAGGGAUGUCGGCGUAUUAGAUUUUGGACGGUUUGAUGAACUCCACCGGAGAGGGUACCAGUACGCAAAGCUGUGGAUAUCGGAGUGGCAGCGCGAAGGGCUGCUGGGGCUUUGGCAGGAAGACCGCGGUGCAGCAGGUGCCGGAAACUCACUGUCCACGAGCCAUUCUGAGGGAGCAACGCCAAAGGCGCUCAAGUUGGCCCGCCGCAACUCAAUUUGA